Molecule: messenger RNA, 5920 nt
Organism: Acanthaster planci (crown-of-thorns starfish)
Lineage: Eukaryota; Metazoa; Echinodermata; Asteroidea; Valvatida; Acanthasteridae
Product: G protein-signaling modulator 2-like
Biological process (GO): establishment of mitotic spindle orientation
Cellular component (GO): cell cortex
Molecular function (GO): G-protein alpha-subunit binding; GDP-dissociation inhibitor activity
Source: RefSeq, a predicted model, not a curated record
CAACAGAUUGGUGGCAGUAUUGCUCGCGUGUAUUAAAUUGUAGACAUUGGGCAUCGCUCGAUUGAAAUCGUGUAAAAUUGCGCCACCGUGCACAUCAAAUGCAGUUCGAACUUCAGAGGGACGGGCAUCAGUGAAUGCCUACAUGAUGGAUGCUUCUUGCAUGGAAUUGGCCUUGGAGGGGGAGAGGCUGUGUAAAGCUGGCAACUGCAAGGCUGGGGUCCAGUACUUUGAGGCGGCCGUGGAGGUUGGGACAGAUGACUUGCGUACGCUCAGUGCCAUCUACAGCCAGCUAGGGAAUGCCUACUUCUAUCUACAGGACUACACCCGAGCCUUGGAGUACCACAGGCAUGACCUCACAUUAGCAUGCACACUGGGGGACCACAUUGGAGAGGCCAAGGCAAGUGGCAACCUGGGAAACACACUCAAGGUGUUGGGGAAAUUUGACGAGGCAAUUGUCUGCUGCCAACGGCACCUGGACAUCUCCCGAGAGCUUGGUGACAGGGUUGGUGAAGGAAGGGCACUGUACAACCUGGGUAAUGUCUACCAUGCUAAGGGGAAGCAUGCCGGUCGAGCAGGCCACCAGGAUCCUGGAGAUUUCCCGGAGGAGGUCAUUGCGUGCCUCAAGAAAGCAGUGGAGUAUUACGAGUUGAAUCUAGCCAUUGUCAAGUCACUCGGAGACAAGGCGGCCCAGGGUAGGGCAUGCGGUAACCUAGGCAACACGCAUUAUCUCCUUGGUAACUUUGAGACGGCAAUUGGAUUCCACAAAGAGAGGCUGUCCAUAGCAAAAGAGUUCGGAGACAAGGCAGCGGAGAGGAGGGCCUACAGUAACCUAGGCAACGCCUGUGUGUUUAUGGGAGAUUUUGAGACAGCGGCUGAUUACUACAAGAAAACGCUCCAUAUUGCUCGUCGGUUGGGCGACAUAGCCAUCGAGGCGCAGGCCUGCUACAGUCUUGGCAACACUUUUACUCUUCUUAGGGAUUACGAAACAGCUGUAGACUACCAUGAAAGGCACCACAGGAUAGCACAGAAACUGAAGGACAGGGUUGGAGAGGGUAGAGCCUGCUGGAGUCUAGGUAAUGCGCACACAGCGCUGCAAAACCACCAAAAGGCACUGCACUAUGCAACUCUUCACCUACAGAUUUCCAGAGAGGUUGGAGACAAAACCGGAGAGCUGACAGCACAAAUGAAUCUGGCUGACCUCCGAGCCGUACUUGGACUAGACAAAGAUCCAUGCGGCCAAGAUGGCCUUCUACAGAACGCUGAUAAAAAGACACUCAAAGAAAAAGAAGUCAAUAUGCAGCGUCGCCAAAGUAUGGAGCGACUGGAAUUGGUCACCAUGACACCAGAUAAAAAUGCAGCAGGGGCAACGGCCAAUGGCAAGACCAAGCUACCUGCAGGUGCCAAGUUCAAGAGGAAAGGCAGCAACAAGGAGAAGCUGAGCAGGAAGAGCUCCAACACCUCCAGUACCAGCUCCAGCAGCGGCGACUCGGCGGCAUGCCUCAGGACUGAGAACGUCAACAUACAGGUCUCCCCUCAGCAGCGAUCUUCCCCAGAGAUCAUGGAUGACGACGACAGCUUCUUUGACGUGCUGAGUCGCUUCCAGGGCAAGCGCAUGGACGAGCAGCGCUGCUCCUUCAACAGGAUGCAGGACAAGCAGAGGGAGAGGGACAGUGGUGAAGAUAGAGAUUAUCCUAUGAAAGAGGAACUCAUGAAUCAGAUUGCCAGUUUCCAGCGCAGUCGGCUGAAUGAGCAGCGGUCUAGUAUCUGCAACCUGCCAGGCCUCAAGACCAACAAUGAGGAGGUGCUGGGCCAGCUGCUACAAAAGGGCAGUCAGGGUGUGCCAGAUGAUGACUUCUUUGACAUGCUAAUGAGGUGUCAGGGUUCACGAAUAAAUGACCAGCGAAGUGAGCCCCCUGUCCUGCAGCCUGCCCCUACUGUACCAGAUGAAGAUUUCUUUGCCUUGAUUCAGCGCAUCCAGUCUAAACGAAUGGAUGCUCAACGGGCGGACAAGGGACCUCAGGACCAAACCAAAUAGCAAUUCUCUGUUACGGACAAGUAAAAAAAAAGUUGGCAACAUUGAAGAAGGUUGUAAAUCUAGACUUUUGCAACUCCAGCGGCAUGGCUCGUCGUCCUCAUCAAUGUCGCCCUCAAGCUCAGAGCACGAAUCAAGUAGCCUUGCUCCAUGAGGCAGGAAGUCCAGUCCUUUAGAUGCCAUGAGCCAAGUCACCUCGAGAAAAAUGUCUGUCUGACUGUAAAGUGAUUCCCCUAUGUUAAAAAGAGCUUAAUGUCAGUGUGAUCUCCAUUGUGUUGAAGAGUGCUGGCGUGUUUUGCACGUAUAAACAAUGAUGGAGUAGGAUGAGGUAUUGUGCUUCUCUUGGGCCUUGGGUCAUGUUGUGUGCGGGGUGUUGGUAACAGAGAAGCACUCCCAAGAUGUUACGAGGCUUAGGGAAAUAGUCUUGUGAGCCAUGCAGUGGCAACUCAAACAACAAAAGAUGUGACAAAAGCGUGACAGGUACUUGGAACCUCUGCCUAUUUAAUCAAUCCCCUGUCUGUUUUCUUGGAGGAUUCUCUAGUGUUCCACGUAUGUGUCAAUGUGACGGACCGUUGUUACCAUGUGUGUCAUUGUGAAAGUAGUCCUAACCCAGUGGAAAGACACCACACAAAAAUGAGUUCAGGUUUUGCCGCAUGCGUAGAUGUCACAGUGAUUUCACUCACGGAGAUGUUGCAACACGUUUACACCUUGUAUGUAGUGAAGCCCACUAAACCUUAACCAGUUGUUUCAUGCGUUCAUCUUAAACUCUUCCACUCCUCUGUUAGGCACCACAGCUGGUCCAGGUUCGAAAAGUGUUUAUGAGGUGCCUUUGUUUUUAAGACUGUCUUACUUGAAUGCAUUUGUAGUUUUACUUCAUUUUAUUUAUUUUUAAGGAGAGUUGUAGUGGCCUGUAAAUGUAACGCAGUUGUAGAGUUAUCUCCAAGAUACAAUCAGAAUGAAAUCUGCUCUGUCACAAAGGAUGAUGUACCGUGUAAGAAGUAGGUCUAACCAGCCCCGCAGUCAAAUCCUUGGCACAGAGCAAGACAGGAAUUGUUUUAAAAAAAAAAGAAAUUUUACAAGUCCGAAAUGAGAGCCCGGAAUACUGAUUUGAGCCCUGGACCCACCACGUUAUACCCAAGCCCAGACUUCAGUACACUUUUGUACAGUAAUCGUGUCCUUGGAUUAAUAUAGGAGGAGACCCAAACAUGGAUUUGUAAAGCCCAGAAGCCCAUUUUGUAAACCGUAUGUGACUUACACCAUAGACAAGAUUUCAUGGCAAAUUUGUGUUGUAACUGCAAAGCGUACUCUUAGUCAGUUUCACUUGCAGCUUUACGUUGGCUGUCAGUAUAAUAGGAUUGUUACAACAGGCACAAAUUUUGAAAUAGCUCCUUCCUCCAUUUCGAAAACAGUUUCGCCUGAUUUUGUUCAGAAUAAGGUUAAAUUGGUCAUGGGUGUUACAGUAUGGCAUUGCACUUAAAGACAAAGCAAAGCUGUGAAAUUUCUGGCCUCAGCCUUAAUUUGUAAGUUGUUUGUUGGCAAAUAAUAUUCCAGUGAUUUGUCUCGCCACAACUCACACUACCGAGUUGAAAAUUUAUGCAAUAGACCUACCUGAAAGGGUCAUGAUUGGUUUGACAAUUGACCUGGCCAUUGGUCAAGGUUUAGUUAAAACGUGCUGUUAACUUUAUGGAUUUAAGCCUGUCAUUGUAUGGUUAGCUUCAGUAAUGUCGUAGAUUAACUCCAAACAUGUUGAGCCUGUUUUCCCAGUUUGAGGCGUUAAUGGACCUUACAUUUUACCUUGCAUUGCUGUUCAAAGUGGUACCUUGAACAGGGAUAUGACUGCAACAGUGUCAUAGACUUACCAACAAAAUAUAUUGCUCGCUUCCAAAUUUCAUGGCUAUACAUUCCUUGUCCAGCAAGCAUGUCAUGUACAUAUCAACAACAGUGUUACUUGAAAGUACAGAAACUGUUGAUGGUAAGAGCUCUUGGCUUACCGGAUGAAUGUGACUUUGCAAUUUAGUGUGAAUCUUGGUUAGGAACUAUGCAACAGUCACUUACAAAGUGAUCCAUAAGCAUUGAUGUGUAGAUAAUGAAUCAUUCAAAGCUUUGCUGUGGCAUUUUCAUUUUGGUCACUGAUAGUAGUUUACAGUGGAUUAGAGAAAAUUCAUAUUGGACGAGUCUUGAGUAACAGAAGAAAACAGCUUGUAUCGUGAAGUGGGAAAUCAUAUUAAAUUCCAAGGUUUUCGCAUUGUUGACCUAUCUCACUAAAAUUCUGUCCACUUAAAAAAAAGAAUUUGAUAGCACUCAAAGCAUUGUUUACAGUGUUGUUGUUGAGUCCAUCAUAAGUCUCUUGCCAAGUCCUUUCACAUUUCCAGUCAAAAGUUAUUUCACAAGGCCAGUCGCAAGUACCAAGAUGAACAAAUGAAGGUUUUUGUCACAGUUCAUUUAAAUAGUUUUCAUAUGUCUUGACUUCUGAGUAGAUAGUUUGUGACUGACUUGUGAGAGACUUGCAGGGACUCAUUUCCAGCAGUGCACAAGCCUCCACUGUACAGAUGUUGUGUGAGUGAUUGAGGGCUCCUUGUUACCUAGCAAUGAUCCCCCUGGGACAAACACACCAAAGUGUAGGCAGUGGCUUACGUAUGUUUGGUACCGAAUGCGUAUAAUUUAUUCUCUUCAUACAAAAUGUCGAAUCUCGCAGUGUUUUUACGUGGGCGAUGGACACACAAAAGCAGUGUCAUUGACAUGUUUGUCCAAGCUCUCCAUUUGUCACGGUACGUGUUACAGGGUUACUAGCAUUGAGUCUAUAAUGGACUGAAGCUACAGCAAAUCAAAUGGGGGGGAGAUACAAAGAGGUGGUUUUUGUUUUUGACAAGGAAGGCAUGCAGGGUUGCCAAAUCUCACACAUUGAGUUUUAGACUCGGAUAUUUUAGGUUAUUCUCGUGCUUUCAUAUGGGAUUUCUCACACAUAAUAAAAAUAUAUAGACUAAAAACUACACAAUAUUUUAAAAACCAAUUAGCUCCACCCUUCCCUAUCCUAUUCUCACCUAACAAUGACGACAUUCCAUGGUCUGUAAGCUCAUUUCAGGCAAAGAACAAAUGAUGUGAUUGGUUUGCCAUUAGAGCUGCAAGAUCAUAGACGUGUUUUGUGCAUUGAUUUAGGACAUAAGCUGGUGUCAGACACAGCCUUGCCAGCUAUGACUGUGUCCAUUCUCAUGUAGAACUUGACAAUUUUGGUAGCCCUGCCCUUGGAAACACAGAGACUUAAGUGUGGACUUGAACCAAAUUUAUAUGAAGUCAAGAGUCAGCCAGUGAACAUAACUGAGAUGGUUAUUCACGUGUUAAUUUAAAAACUGGCCCAAGGUAGUUGUUUGUUAAUAUAAAAUGAGUUGUAUAAAGUGGCUGUACAUGUGACGAGUGUCUUAGCAACCCACAUUUGUAAGCCUGUACAUAUUUUCCCCACGAUGUGUAAAUGGACUGAAUUUGUAAGAUGUGAUUUUGCAGAGAGUUUUUAAGUACAAAAGUGCUGUGAUUGCAUUUGGGGUGGGGGCGUGGGCUUCAUUUUUUUUAUAUGUAUGUACGGGGGAAUAUAUUGUAAAUAUCUUUUAGGGGGGUUUGGCCCCCACCACUGAGCUGUGUCACUCAUGUGGGUUUUGAAUUUUUUUUCUGUUAAUAUCAGUGAGUGCAGAUAUUUGUUUGGAUUGAAAUGAAUGAACGUGUGGAUUCUAGUCCUGUACCAGUGAAUUUGUCAUGUGCACACAGAGGGCGACAUUUUGAUUGACAAAGAGAGCGCCCCAUAUGAUGUAGUCUCCAACUGGUGCAACGCUACAAUAAAGCAGCACGGUAGAUGUUUUCUGAAAUAAACAAGUGCGUGAGUUUAACUCUUUGUAGAAA